AUGCCUACUGUCUGCUUGAAAGGGAUAGAUAACCACUUGGUAACCGUUCCGACUGGUCUCUUCAUCGAUAACGAGUUUGUACCCGCCACUAGGAAUGCCACGCUCGACACUGAAAAUCCGGCCACGGGGUCGCUCCUCGCAUCCGUAUCUGCGGCGCAGAAGGAAGACAUCGACCUCGCCGUGCAGUCCGCGAAGAGGGCCUAUCGCACCUGGCGUGCCGAGUCCCCCGGAACCAGGCGAAACCUGCUGAACAAGCUAGCUGACCUCGUCGAGCGUGAUGCCACAGACCUAGCGUCCCUCGAGGCCUUGGACGCCGGUAUCCUCUACCGGGACUCCAUCGGCCUGCACAUCCACCAGGCCCUUGAGAACCUGCGCUACUUCGCCGGCUGGGCCGAUAAGGUAGACGGGCUGUCGCUAACGAUCCCUGAGGGCAUGGCCUAUACCAGAAGAGAACCCAUCGUUGGGUCUGUCUACAAAAUCUCCUUCCUCUCUCACCUGCUCACGGUGCUGGAGUUACGGAUCUACUGGCUUACGCACCCCGAUAUCUACAGCAUGAUAACCGUCUGGAAACUGGCACCCGCCCUCGCCGGCGGCAACACCCUAAUCAUCAAGACCCCAGAGGCCUCCCCCCUUUAUGGUCAGAAACUCGCCCAGCUCAUCGCAGAAGCCGGCUUCCCUCCGGGUGUCGUGAGCAUCGUCUGUGGCCUCGGGACUGUCGCAGGAAAAGCCAUCUCUGAACACCCCGAUAUCCGCAAGGUAUCCUUCACAGGCAGCGCAGGCGCCGGGCGGCAGGUUCUCGCGGCCUCGGCGCGCACGAACCUCAAGCGUGUGACGCUCGAGCUCGGCGGCAAGGGCCCAGCCAUCGUCUUCGACGAUGCGGAUUGGGAGAACGCGCUUCUCUGGACAACUCUCGGCAUCACUGUGAAUAACGGGCAGGUGUGCAUCGCGGGAAGUCGUAUCUACGUGCAGAGUACCAUCUACCAGCGCUUUGCUGAGGCCUUCAGUGCACGCAGCCGCGACGCCGUACACGGAGACCCGCUCCUGCCGGAGACUACGAAGGGUCCCCUCAUCAACAAGAUGCAGCGGGAGAAGGUGCUUUCAUUCGUGCAGAAGGGCCAGGCCUCGGGCGCUAAGCUGCUUCACGGAGGUGGUGGGGAGGAGAACUUCGUCGCCAACACCGCGUUUCUCGAUGUGCGGCAGGACGCGGACAUCAUGCAGCAGGAGAUCUUCGGCCCUGUGGCUUGCAUCGCGCCAUUUGAGACAGAAGAGGAGGUCAUCGAGAAGGCAAAUGAUUCGGCAUACGGCCUGAGUGCCGCAGUCUUCACGAACGACUUAAACAAGGCUUUUCGGGUGACCGAAGCAAUGGAGACAGGACAGGUCACCGUGAAUGUCUGGGGAGCGUUGAAUGCAAACACACCGUUCGGUGGUAUGAAGGAGAGUGGUUUUGGUAGGGACAUGGGGAAGGAGGCUCUGGAUGAGUGGACAGUUGUUAAAUGCGUUAAGUGGCAGAUUGUAAGGAAAUAA
Messenger RNA from Scedosporium apiospermum, 1524 nucleotides. RefSeq names its product Aldehyde dehydrogenase. Bases 1 to 1524 code for a protein of 507 amino acids. Gene Ontology annotation, molecular function: aldehyde dehydrogenase (NAD+) activity. Lineage: Eukaryota; Fungi; Ascomycota; Sordariomycetes; Microascales; Microascaceae. The transcript has 3 exons. The record is from RefSeq and is a predicted model, not a curated record.